CGCAACGCCCCAAAACAGAAGAGUCACCACCGUCGCGAAGAUAAAACUAAACCAACGGAUCCUCGCUUCAAAAUAAAACGGAGAUAAGCCAGCCGACAUCACCGAAAGAUCUGGUGUGUCGCCAGAGACGGUAGCCGACUGAUUCACCGAAGAGGCAAGUGAAACACCGGAAACAAAAGCCAGCCAUGAGAUGCUGAAGAAGCCACCUAUGCUGGAACCAUUCCCAAACGGGAAUCAUCUCACCGGAAAGAAGACCGGCGAGCCUACAGACUCUCAUCACAAACUCUCUGUGAAAAGUAUGAAAGAGAGAACAGAGAGAGGAGAGCCGUCUGGAGUUUUUAGACGUGGGCUUCGGUUUCUUUUCCUUUUCCCUCUCUCUCUCUCUCAACCUUUUUCUUUUUGGUUUCAUGGAAAAUCUCGAGUGUUUGCCUUGUUGCUAGAUAAGUUUUAUAGACCUCUUUUUUAAAGAAAAGAGUUAAUAAGGAAAAAACUUACGUCGAAAGUUGAACUCAGAUUUUGUUUUGCUCCAAGCAGUUAACUGGAUUCACCGAAUGAAAUUAUGGAUAUGCUACUAUAUAUUCGCAAAACGUGAUAUUGUAAGUUUGCCAUAUACAGUAUAUAUUAAACUAUUAAAUUGCGUACAAGUUAACGAUCUAUUUAUCAUCAUCAUGUCAUGGUAUACAGUCGUGCUACAUUAUUUCUUUUGUUAGUAUAUAGUAAGAGGAAUCCAAAUCGAACUCCAAAGUUUCACAUAACAUGACGAAACGUAAAAAAUCUAUUUUAGUCGGUGUUUUACUUCAUUUAUAUGUAGUUUCGUUCGAUACACUUUAGUAGAAAUUGACAAAUCAUACGAAAAUUCUAAAGCUAGUCAUAAAAAUAUAUAAAAGACAAGUCAGAAAACCCCAUUCCAAAGAAACAUAAAAUGGAAAGUUCUGAGCGAAAACGAUGUCGUUCUACCGUAGUCGAAACCAUCGAAGCACCACUAUCACUAGUGUGGUCAAUAUUACGUCGUUUCGACAGACCCCAAGCUUACAAACGCUUCGUUAAGAGUUGCACCAUUCGCUUUAACGGCGAUGGUGACGGAGGAGAAGGCUCCGUUCGGGACGUGGCGUUAGUCUCCGGCGUUCCAGGUAAUUUCAGCACGGAGAGACUCGACGAGCUAGACGACGAGUCUUACGUGAUGGUAGUAAGUAUCAUUGGUGGUAACCAUAGGCUUGUAAAUUUCACAUCGAAGACAAUGGUGGUUGCGUCGCCUGAUGAUGAGGCGGACAAGACGGUGGUGGUGGAAAGUUACAUAGUGGAUGUGCCGGAAGGAAAUAGCGAAGAAGAUACAAUAUUGCUUGUUGAUACCAUUAUUAGGUAUAAUCUCGUAUCACUUGCUAAGCUUACGAAGAAGAAGAUGGGACAAUCUACUUCUGUUUAAUUAUAGACAUAGUUAUCUUUGGUUUUAUAGUUAAAGAUAUAUAUAAAGUUGUAUAAAUCGUUGGUUUAGUAGCCCUGUGUUAGUAAAACAUGUCUUUGGUUUCUUGCGAACGUUUAUAGUCAUAGAGUAUGUUUCUUGUGCUAUUAGAAAUAUAUAAAACCUAUGUAAGAAAUAUAAAUAAUGCUAUUGAAGAGUUGCUUCAAUUAGUGAUCUUUGAAAUAACGGAACGAAAGCUCGAGAAAUCACGAAUCCAUUGUCUUUCUACUAAACCGUAUGAGUCGUGGCUUUUAGAUUUGAUACCUGUGUUUGAAAAACAAGGUACGUUUCAAGAUUGAACUAAUUUUUGUUUGUUAACUCUGUGUUUUAAUUGUAUUAUGAAUUAUUAUGUUAUAAACUCUACUUAGUGAGUAGUACCAGAUCUUUUAGAACAUUCUCAUCUCUGUUUCUUAUUUCUCUUUUUUCUUUUAAUUCAAGAAGUUCUUGACUUAAAAAACUCAUAAUCUCUUUAGACCAUAAACAACCAAUCAAUUAAUAAAUCUCUUUCAUGAAGCUGUUGAAACUCGAACCUGACACCUCUAUUGGUAAGGGAUACAUUUUUAUCAAUAGAGCUUAUCAAUAGAGACGAACAGUUUUGGAUAUCGCAAGAAAUUUAAAUGAAAUUUUUCAAAAAAUUAUAUUAAAAUAUUAAUAAUAUAAAAAAUAAAUAUUUCAAAAUUUAAAUAUUUACGUAAUAGUAUUUCAAACUGAGUACCUCAAUUUUUUGUUUUAAAAUAUUUAUUAAUUAUAAUAUUAACACUACAAGAAAACAGCGGUAUUCU
Molecule: messenger RNA, 2241 nt
Organism: Brassica rapa (field mustard)
Lineage: Eukaryota; Viridiplantae; Streptophyta; Magnoliopsida; Brassicales; Brassicaceae
Product: abscisic acid receptor PYL13
Biological process (GO): abscisic acid-activated signaling pathway
Cellular component (GO): nucleus; cytoplasm
Molecular function (GO): abscisic acid binding; signaling receptor activity; protein phosphatase inhibitor activity
Source: RefSeq, a predicted model, not a curated record